Messenger RNA from Melanaphis sacchari, 1204 nucleotides. RefSeq names its product venom serine carboxypeptidase-like. Gene Ontology annotation, biological process: proteolysis. Bases 175 to 1023 code for a protein of 282 amino acids. Gene Ontology annotation, molecular function: serine-type carboxypeptidase activity. The record is from RefSeq and is a predicted model, not a curated record. NCBI's taxonomy places the organism in Eukaryota, Metazoa, Arthropoda, Insecta, Hemiptera, Aphididae. The transcript has a single exon.
AACACAAACCAGUGACAAGCCAGCGGAUAAACGAUCUCACGCGCAAUAACAAUAUCAUAAUAAUAAUAAUAAUAACAUAAAUUUAUAUUUACAUCAGACCGAACCCGACGGCUACUGCGCGCGGUCGCGUGUCAUACACAUAACCGAAAUUUUUGUACCGGGAUUUCCGUCGUCAUGGGUCGCGAACGUCAAAUGCCGCGGUGGUCCGCCACCUCGCAGCUCGCCGUCGCAGCCUUUGCGCUGUUUGCCGCCACCGCCGUCUUUCGUUGCUGCGGCUGUUCGACGCCAAUCGACGCAGAAGUCGACCACCGCGGCGACGGGGCACUUUAUCUGUCGCCCAUGAUACGCGACGGUCGAAUAGACGAGGCGCGAAUCAAGUGUCGCGUGCACCUGAACAACAGCACGGCGGAGGCGGUGAACAGUUGCGCCGGUUACCUGACCGUGAACGAGACGCACGGUUCCAACUUGUUCUUCUGGUUCUUCCCGGCCGCGAACCGGACCGGCGACGCGCCAGUCGUGCUGUGGCUCCAGGGAGGACCGGGCGCGCCCAGCCUGUACUCGGUGUUCAACGAGCACGGCCCGUUCACGGUGGACGCGGCCGGCAGUCUGUGGCCGCGCCGGCACGCGUGGACGACCACGCAUUCCAUGCUGUACGUAGACAACCCGGUGGGCACGGGGUACAGCUUCACCCGGAACGACGCGGGUUACAGCACUGAUCAGACCGCCGUCGCCGCGAACCUGUACGCCGCCCUGGUGCAGUUCUUCGAGCUGUACCCCGAGCACCGGGACAACGAGUUCUACGUGGCCGGCGAGUCGUAUGCGGGCAAGUACGUGCCGGCCGUGUCGUACGCCAUCCACCGGAACAAUCCCGGGGCCCAAGUCAAGAUAAACCUCAAGGGACUGGCCAUCGGCAACGGGCUCAUCGAUCCCGUCAACCAGAUGGUGUACAGCGAUUUCUUGUUCCAGUACGGGCUCAUCGACGGUACCGAUAAAUUAUACUAUUAUAUUAUGGGUUGUAUCUAGGGGCGGGAACCGGGAAAAUAUUUUUGUCCCGGUAAAUUUAUGGUCUGACUGGCCCUUUUCAUGCGUUUCUAUUAUUCAGACAUCAGCUAAAAAUCCAAAUGUGUUUGCAAUGUUUGUCUGAGAGUCUAAUUCGAUUUUUUUUUUUUUUAAAGAAUAUCUUUUUUUUAUUCUAAACUGUUAC